CGAAUGAGUAAAUGAGCACACUCUGGACUGAGAAUAUUGAAAACUUCUUGUCCAUCUGCUGCCCGCGAAAACAACUCAUCGUCUGGUCCAGUUACCCUAGUCGCCUAUACAUUCUCCUCACCGAGAACGUUAUCAUUCAUUCGGAGCCUGUAGCCCCAAAUUAUUGGUAAGGACCACUUCUUUGCCAGAAAACAGGGUCAACUUCUUGCACUCUGCAUUCUUUGCCUGCAUUGUCCAGAUGAGAGAGGCUACAAUGAUCAAAGGCCUUUCAACAGAAAGAACAUGGGUAGAGUAUUCAAAAGCUCUGGUAACGCAACAAUGAAAGUGAUUCAGUGACAAUGACCUUGUCUUAGAUACACAUCCCUCAGUCUAUAUAAUGCCGUUUCUCAUGCUCACUGAAAUAUCACUCCUUAUCACAAACCAUCAAAACCAACCAACCCGCAGGGUAACAACGUACACUACACAGGAUUUAUCAUAAUAACCCCAGCUAACCAAAAAUCAUGUGUGGUAUCAAACAAAUCGUCGACCAGUGCAGAACUUGCUACGGCAUCAUCUCCAAAGAAGAGAUCCCCACCAUAUGCCACAAGAGAACAUGGACGCUCCCCGAAACCUUCGGAUACGCAAAGGCAUACUGCCCAGACCAAGGAAGAGUAUACCUCGACAAGAAGCCAAGAAUUAAUCAAUGCCCGCGAUCAGAGAGCAGUUUGGGCACUUGCUCGCUGUCGCACGGUCUGGACCAGAUCCGAUCGACGAGCCCCUGGCAGAACGCCAGUGUCCUCAAUUUACCGGCAGAGAAGGAGUCAAAAAGCGUGGCUGAGAAGGUGAAGGGGUUCUUUGGUAAGUGUCUUUCCAAGGUGAUUCCUGGGGUCGGCAAGUCCUCGCAGUCCUCUUCGCCUUGGGCGGCUCUCGACCAGUGGGAGGAUAUUUGUGGUGAUGAGGAUACCAAUGACAAGAAGAAGAAAAAGAAAAAAGCUGCGUCGAUACCGACCGUAACGAGGGUUGGUCAGCUCCCUCUCUCUGAAGAAAGUGACCUCGCUUCUAAAGAUAGAAUGCAGCGCAAGUCCCCUGCUCUACCGGAUAAGGCCUUGAGGCGACUCUGUGAAACCCGAAUGCGAGAUGCGAACAGGGCGCAAUCCUCCGUAUUCGCACCGAAUUGCAACCGUCGUACACUCAUGAUCCAAGUGCACUACAACCUCAUGGCUCAAGCGUGGAGCUGUGAUCUGCAGCCAAAGGCCACUACCCAUGACCAGAAUUGCGCAUCAUCUAGGAAACUUUUUGCCUAGAGCAGACGACAAGACAAUGAGGGUCCUCGGACAUCCAUUCAUAGCUUAGGAGCAGCAUUGGCGACUAUUACCCACCCUGCGUUGAGCGUCGAUUCUACCAAAAAGUUCCAUAAGAAGCACACAUGGCAAUGAAGAAUUCAUCCUCAUAAUAAGCACAGCGACAUAUGCAGCAAGUCAGGGCCAGUGAACCGUGCCGCACGGGAUGAUCCUAGGCCAGAUACCCGGGCCUUCUGAACUAUAAGGAGUGGAGUGGAAGCGAGCCGCAAAGCGGGGGGAUUCCCAUGAAGAUUUCGCGGGGGAGGUUCCAUGAGAUAGGGUACGGAGUAGACCAAUCCUAAAGCAAGAGAAUAUGAC
Messenger RNA from Colletotrichum acutatum, 1637 nucleotides. RefSeq lists its product as uncharacterized. The transcript is spliced from 4 exons. The coding region runs from base 501 to 1283 and encodes 260 amino acids. The record is from RefSeq and is a predicted model, not a curated record. NCBI's taxonomy places the organism in Eukaryota, Fungi, Ascomycota, Sordariomycetes, Glomerellales, Glomerellaceae.